ACCUCACUCUUUCUCUCUCUCUCUCCUCUCUCAGUAUAAUAAAUUACAAAGAAAGGCCGAAGAAAUGCUCUGCUUCACUCACGUCGCACCUCUUCCUCUAUUCUCCAGCAUCUCUCUUCCUGCCUCCCUUCACUUCAAGAGUUUCAGGACUAGGAUGUCUUCUUCUUCUUCCUCCAUCGAUUCAGCUCCUCCUCCUCAUCCGCCGGAUAAUGGCAUCGUUCUUGGUUGUGGUGGGAUCGCUGUGGAUUUCUUGGCGACGGUGGAUUCUUAUCCUCAACCCGACGACAAGAUCCGAAGCACUAGCCUCAAGGUGCAAGGAGGGGGAAAUGCUGGAAACGCGUUGACCUGCGCAGCUCGUCUGGGCUUGACUUCGAGGCUGAUUAGUAAGGUAGCAAAUGACUCCCAAGGAAAAGAAAUAUUAGAGGAGCUGGAAUCUGAUGGUGUUGAUACUUCCUUUCUUGUGGUCUCUAAAGAGGGCAAUACACCUUUUACCUACAUCAUUGUUGAUAAACAAACGAAAACGCGUACUUGUAUUCAUACGCCUGGAGAGCCACCCAUGGUACCGACUGACCUUUCUGAAUCUAGCAUGUUAUCAGCUCUAGACAGAGCAAGCAUCGCAUACUUUGAUGUAAGAUUACACGAAACCGCAUUGGUGAUUGCAAAAGAGGCAGCUCGGAAGAAGAUACCUAUUUUGGUUGAUGCAGAGAAGAAAAGAGAAGGAUUAGACGAUCUCUUGCAGCUCGCCGAUUACGUUGUCUGCACAGCAAAGUUCCCUCAGGCAUGGACAGAAGCGUCUUCAACUCCAGGUGCACUUGUUUCCAUGUUGUUGAGAUUGCCAAAACUGAAGUUUGUGAUCGUGACCUUAGGUGAAGAAGGAUGCGUAAUGCUUCAAAGAGCUUCAAAAGAAGAUUCAGAAUCCAAAGAGACAGACAUCGAGAAAUUGUUGGAGACACUAAAGCAUAAAACAGGCUCAACCGCCACAUUUCCAACAUGCGUUUCAUCGGAGACAACAAAACUGAAGGCUAGCGGGAUAGGAACGGUGAGCGGAAGAUUGUUUCUCGGAACAGCAGAGCAAAUUCCUCCAGAAGAUCUCGUUGACACCACCGGUGCAGGGGACGCAUUCAUAGGAGCGGUUCUAUAUGCCAUAUGUGCCCGCAUGCCCCCAGAGAAAAUGUUACCGUUCGCUGCUCAAGUGGCUGCAUGCAAAUGCCGAGCUUUGGGAGCUCGAACCGGUCUUCCUCGCCGUACUGAUCCGCGACUUGCACCCUUUCUGGUUUGACAAAUCUAAUGUCAACUCUACUCUUCUUCCGAGUCACUGACUUGAUCGGCCACUUUCAUAUGUUAAAACUUUCUACGUAUAAAAUAUAUUAAGGCUUGGUGUCAAA
Eutrema salsugineum is the source of this 1385-nucleotide messenger RNA. RefSeq names its product ketohexokinase. The record is from RefSeq and is a predicted model, not a curated record. The coding region runs from base 65 to 1279 and encodes 404 amino acids. NCBI's taxonomy places the organism in Eukaryota, Viridiplantae, Streptophyta, Magnoliopsida, Brassicales, Brassicaceae. Gene Ontology annotation, molecular function: kinase activity. The transcript is spliced from 13 exons.